AUGCCACCGAGAGAUUCAGAUUCACAGCCUACCAAUGGGGAUGUGAAUGGGACCACCAGUGGGAACCUUGAAGCGGUAUUAAGGACUGAAUCUUCUCCCAAUCAGACUUAUGGAUCUACUGGUGGGGAUGGACCACCCCACGUGGAUAUCAAUAUCGAAACUAGCGAGUCGCCUGAAGAUGUUGACCUGAAUAAACCUCAGACAUAUCCAUCUACACCGCAGGAGCUUUCUGCAAACACUAAUGAAAAUAGUCUAUUGUUACCAAGUAGCCGUGGUCAUCUGGGUGUGAACGAUGACGAUGACGAUGAUGAUAGAAUGAGCAAAAUCAUCAAAUUGGCCAAACGACCAAGUUUCAUUUGGAUAUUCAGUCUAGGAAUCUUAGCUCUCAUCAUUUUCCAGUUGACGUUUUUACCAAGGACUUCCUUAUCGAGAGAUUAUAGACGUUGGCACGGUAUACAUUUGACUAAAUCGGACGUCAAGAGGGAUUUUUUACAAUUUACAGGAAUCGGAAAUAGUCAUCGCGAUUUAACCACAGAGGAGUAUAUCGACAAUUGGUUAUAUGACUUUACAACAAUCAACAACAAGGCAAAGUUUAAUCUAUUAUCUGAUAAUAACCCAGAAUUAAGUCACUAUGUGGAAUCCAAUUUCAACAAAUUCGGAUUCGAUACAGAAAAGUACACUUAUGAAGUUGACUUGCAGAUUCCUCGCGCAUCCUUUAUUAAACUUCAUGAUGCCGAAGAUGAUGUGGCUUACCUGGCUGAAGUCGUAGAGCCAAAAUACAAGACUCCUGGGUUUUUUAGCUAUGGAGUUGCUGGAAAUGUCACUGCUGAAUUUGUAUUCGUCAACCAUGGUACUCCAGAUGAUUAUGAUUUGCUAAUUAGCCACAAAAUUGAUUUGAGGGGCAAGAUUUUCAUCAUCAAGAAUCACCUCCGAGAGCAAAACACUACAGUUGGUGAAAAGUUGGCCUUGGCUGAGCAUCUAGGAGCAGUAGGAGUUUUGACAUAUUUUGACUCGGAUACAUUGGGGAAUGAAGCGACAAAAUCGGCCAGUAUCAAUGUGGCAAUCGCACGUGCUUGCAAUAGCGAAGGAGUGAAAAUUCCCGUGGUUCCGAUAAGUAAGAAAUUGUUACUUCCUGUGCUUGGCACGCAGCUGGAAACACCUUACAAAUCAUCAUUUGAAAAAUGGGAAUAUACGCCAUCCCCAAAUUCGAAAUUCAAAUUGGAACUUUGUAGUGUAUUUGAGAAAUCCAAGUCUGCAAAAUUGACAAACAUUGUCGGCACAUUGAGUGGAAUCAUGAAUGAUGCUGAUGUCAUAAUUGGAGCUAGACGCGAUUCGCUAACUUCAAACAAUCCAUUAUCUGGACAUGCAGUCAUGUUUGAAAUUAUGAGAAAUUACCAGCGAUUGAUUGAAAAGGGAUGGAAACCAUUGAGAAAUAUCAAAUUUGUGUCUUGGGAUGGGUCAAACAUGGAUUCAUUGGGUGUCAAGUUGUUCACAAACGAUACUUCUGUGUUUAAUCCAAAAAGAUCGGUGGUUACUUAUAUCAACCUUGAUGCUGAUACAGUGACUGGAAGUAAAUUUGACGUGGAUGCCAAUCCAUUGCUCAAUCAUUUGUUGAAAAAGACUUCAAAGUACAUCCCCAUUCCAAAACACGCAGGUGUUUUAAAGACAUUGGGUAUAGAUUCUGAUAUGAGUACACUCGAAGAUCAAUUUGGAACUGAGUUUGACGAUCUGCUGUAUGAUGCUGGCAUCAAUGAUGGCGAUAACGACGAGGAUGAUGACGAUGAUGAUGAUGAUGAUGAUGACGAUGAUGGAGGAGAGGAGUAUACAACGUUGCAUAAGUAUUGGAAGAAGCAAGAUAAUGCAACAAUCAACAACAAUCUAGGUCUUCCCUUGAUCAACUCCGAAGCAAGGAUCUUUCAACAACACUUGUCCACUCCAAUAAUCAAUUUGAAAUUCAGCAACGACGAGAAAAGGGAUAGUGCAAAAUACAUUGCCAACUCAAACUAUUACUCUAGAGAUUGGUUGAUUAAAAAAGAUAUAGACAAGGAUUUGUUAUUACACGGGUCAUUAAUCAGGUUUGUGGGGCUUUUGGCUAUCAAUUUGAGUGAGCAUGAGGUUGUUGAUUACAAAACAUACAAGUAUCUCAAAUUAAUUCGCUCACUAUACCUCCAGUUAUUGGUCAAAGAACAGGCCAAAUUGUUUAAGUGGAAGGAUAAUGUUGUGUCCAACUAUCUCAUUUACAGAAAUUCCAUUUUUCAGGAUCUCGACACUGACGAGGAAGUCCACUUCUCCCAAAUUGUGAAUCAAUUCACACUUUUGAUGAAUGAGAUUGUACAUCUGUCCAAGAGCUUUGAUAAAUAUAAUGAGCGCGUUGAACAAGGAUUGAGCCAGGAUUACCCAUGGUACAAGUAUUACAAGAAGUUGCAACACUUUGCCCAGUUUAAACUUACCAACUACAAACUCUCGCAUUUGGAGAGGGAUUUGCAAUUGAGCAGUCAGGAUUAUGCGUAUUUGGAGAGUAAGGAUCCCGAACAGAGAACUAAGGCAACCUCAAGCUCUUUCAACAAUGGUCAAAGAAUUUUGUCUCCUCAUGGGUUGAAAGGAAUCUUGGAUGGUUUAAAGGGCAACGAAUUUUAUUACAAUUCGGUGAUUUACUGUGUGCCAGAGUUCAAUGCCAAGCAUAACCAGACUUGGUAUGACGAGAGGUUGCUAAAGGGCACACUCACGUAUUUGUACGAUGCGAUUGAUGGCGAUGAUUACGAGUCUACUGUGAAGUGGUUUGUUGUGAUUUAUGAGAAGUUGACAAAUAUAAACUAUAAAAUGACUUAG
Messenger RNA from Lodderomyces theae, 2829 nucleotides. RefSeq lists its product as uncharacterized. The record is from RefSeq and is a predicted model, not a curated record. Lineage: Eukaryota; Fungi; Ascomycota; Pichiomycetes; Serinales; Debaryomycetaceae. The coding region runs from base 1 to 2829 and encodes 942 amino acids. Gene Ontology annotation, molecular function: carboxypeptidase activity. The transcript has a single exon.